AUGUUCUCUUUCAAGUCGUUGAUCGUCCUCUCUCAACUCGCCCUCCUCUCCGUGGCCCUCCCCACUCUUGAGGCUCGCUCUCCCAUCCCUCCUGCAGGCUUCGCUAUUUUGUCCACCAGUGCAGCUGGUACUGGAUGCUCCUCUAGCAGCUCCAGCACCUUCACCCAAAUCUCUCCUAGCGCCGGAGCACUUACCACUGUCUUUGCCGAGCUCUUUGCUGAGAUUGGGCCUGGCAUCUCCGCAGCCAACAACCAGAAGGACUGCAAGAUCACCGUCACCGCCUUCGUACCUGCCGGGUGGUCGUUUGGUGUCGCCGAGGGCAGCAUUCGCGGAUACGAGCAACUCGACGCGGGAGUCACCUUGGACGUCGUCUCCACUUACACCUUCCCAGGUGUAACACCCACCAAGUCCCAAAGCGUCAACCACAACGGUCCAGUCCCUUACCCAGGCACAUCCUUCAGCUCCCAACAGACAUUCGACUCGUCCGUCGGCACCUCCCCUUGCGGCGCUGGUGCCGGUGACGGAUCGACUGUUACCCUUGAAAUUGACACCGACGUUCGUGUCUCUGGAACGGGCACUGGGUAUGGCGCUAUUGACUCUGCCGACGUUAUCUUCGGUUUCCACGAGUGCUAA
Molecule: messenger RNA, 633 nt
Organism: Coprinopsis cinerea okayama7#130
Lineage: Eukaryota; Fungi; Basidiomycota; Agaricomycetes; Agaricales; Psathyrellaceae
Exons: 5
Coding region: 1-633 (210 amino acids)
Source: RefSeq, a predicted model, not a curated record